Messenger RNA from Frieseomelitta varia, 1137 nucleotides. RefSeq names its product F-box only protein 32-like. Gene Ontology annotation, biological process: protein ubiquitination. Gene Ontology annotation, cellular component: nucleus; SCF ubiquitin ligase complex; cytoplasm. NCBI's taxonomy places the organism in Eukaryota, Metazoa, Arthropoda, Insecta, Hymenoptera, Apidae. The record is from RefSeq and is a predicted model, not a curated record. Gene Ontology annotation, molecular function: protein binding. The transcript is spliced from 4 exons. The coding region runs from base 151 to 843 and encodes 230 amino acids.
UUUUUUUUUUUUUUUUUUUUCAAUUUCUAGAUUGCUGGUUUCAAUGGUUUAAGCGAUGCAUUGAAAAGGCUGGACUUUUUGUCAGCGGUACAUGACCGUCGACGUUUCAAUUAUAUUGUUCGACUCUUAGAUCUUCUAGUCAGUCACAGAAUGGGCGGACUCAGUGGAUGCGCUCAACGAGUUCUCUUCAAUAUGUUAGAAGAAGUUGCAUUGGAAGUAUCAUUGUCGCAGCAACAAACUGGAAAACUUCGUCGAUUGAUCGAGAGAGUACGGGCUUUUAGCGCGGGUUGUUGUUGGGGUGGUAGACCUUUGGGAUCUGUAAUAUUAUGGGAGAAGCAUAAAGCCGCUUUAGAAAGAAUAUUACAAAUUGCCUCUUCUAUUACUAUAACUCAGCCGGACGAGGAACAGCAACCGCAGUGGUCAGAUUUGCCCACGGAAUGCCGCCGAGAGGUCCUCCUUCGACUUAGUGAUCCACGAGAUAUCGAAGCAUCUUCUGAGGCUUGUGAACAUUUAGCUAUUCUUGCGCAAGAACAAAGAAUCUGGCGGGAACUUGCUCAAUAUCAUUUCACACCUCAACAAAUAACCACUACGAGACAACACAAUCCUGGAAAAGACUGGAAAACUAUUUUCACUAUCGCUCGAAGGUCGUUUGGCCUGCGAGAAGAGUAUGCAGAGAUAAUUCAAUUAUGCCGCAAUUGUCGCUGCCUGUUCUGGCGAUCGCUCGGACAUCCCUGUAUUGUCGAUCAAGAUCCGGCCUUUCAAAAGAAAUUAGCAGACGUCGAUCGAGCGUCUCUUCAUGUUCCAAUUCCUCCGCAAACUUUCCUCAAAUUCUUUUCCCUAUGAAACAAACGGACAAAUACGAAAAGAAAAACAAGGAAUCUACGCAUUUACUUUUCUAGCCUUUUUUUGGUAAAGGAAUAUAUGAUUAGAAAGAUAUACGUGCGAAUCAUAAUCUUUAAUGUUCUUUUGAUGUUUUUCGCCUUGUCUCGUGUCCGAAUGCGUUCCUUAAAACCCUUUCGUCCGAUUUCGAUCCCGAAAUCUUCGACGCUUUUUAAUCUUAAUAGCGAUUUAUUUCAAUCGGUGCUUUCAAAAAUAUCGAUAUAAUAAUAACAGUAAUAAUAAUAAUAAUAAUAAUAA